AUGUCCACUUUUGGCGGCGAUGCCGCCGCUGCUGCGGCCGUAGCCUCGGCGUCGCACUCCGUCAUCACCCAGGUCUCUGCCCACUCUGGCGGGGCGCUCUUCUCGCACGACCAGCUCCAGGCUGGCAGUGCUGGCGACUCGGCCAUUACGCUAAAUUUGCGGGGGCAUAAGUUUAAUAUGAUGCGCGAGGAGUUGAUGGCGUUGCCGGAGAGCGUGCUGCUUUGCUUGUUUCCCAAUGGCGUGUUUAUCGAUGGACAGGGGAACAUGGUCACUUCUAUAACUGGCACGGAUGUCAUUACCGUCGAUUUCUCCCCUCUAUGUCUGCAGUACGUGCUCGAUACCUUCCGCGGCAUCGCCACAAGCAUACCAUCAUCCCCCACCACCUCCCCACCAGGCUCCCCUCGCUCCCCCGAAGUCAACACCACCUCCCCCGCCGCCAUCCUCGCCGCCCGCCCGGCCGUCAUAAUCCUCCAAGAAGACCUAGAUUUCUAUGUCGUUCCCCCGCCCACAAUCGCCCACAAACCAUACCCGCCAAACUACGCAGACAUGGUCUCUCUAAAACUCGGCGUCAGCAAACGCCUGCUCGCCGAACGCGGCAUCUUCUCCGCCCUCAAACGCGCGCGCGCAGUAUCCUCCGACGACCUCCCUGACCAGGACCACUUACCCCACGGCGAAACACCGGACCACCUCAAAGCCGCGGGAUCGGCCGAGAAGCAUCUGCUCGAGAUGCUCUGCGCGUCGGGCUUCGAUAUCGCAGACGAAUGGGGCCACCGCGAGCGCGAGCCGAGUAAGACGGUAAUCAGCUCGCUCGCGCUCGUGCGUCUGCAAGCCACCGAGCCCGCCUCCGCUGCUGCUGCAGGAGACGCUGCGGAUCCGAGUUCGGUGACGAUAAACCCGAUGGCGCAGAAACUGCUUUUGUUUUGGCGCAAGCCGGCGCGCAAGUGUUGGUGGGAUCGGAUUUGCUUGAAGGGGAUCGAGGGGUUUGAUCCUGAGGUUGAAGUCAAGGUGCACGUUCGCCGGAUGUGGACUUUAGAGCUGUCUGUUAUCGGCGUGCAUUGA
Messenger RNA from Myxozyma melibiosi, 1059 nucleotides. RefSeq lists its product as uncharacterized. The transcript is spliced from 3 exons. The record is from RefSeq and is a predicted model, not a curated record. Bases 1 to 1059 code for a protein of 352 amino acids. NCBI's taxonomy places the organism in Eukaryota, Fungi, Ascomycota, Lipomycetes, Lipomycetales, Lipomycetaceae.